AGUAAAAAAUAAAAUCCACAGCAUUCUUCUUCAAAAAUCGCAAGUCAAUACUUUGCUUUCAGAUUCAAAUUCAACGGACAUCUCAUCGAGCGAUCGAACGUUCAAAAAACAAUCCAAUCACAAUCAAAGUCGAUGAGAAUUCGCUGAGUCUCUCUCUCUCUCUCUCUCUCUCUCUCUCUCGGACUCUCUGUUGACGAAAAUACCGGGCGAGGAAAUGCAUACCCGAGCACCGCCGAACCGGCCGUCCGGUUCGAGUUUCGGGUCUCGGGUUUCGGUUCUCUUGCUCGCUAUGUUUGCCACCAUGGCCACGGUUUACGUCGCUGGCCGGCUAUGGCAGGAUGCGCAGAACAGAGCGUAUUUGAUUCGAGAGCUUGAUAAACGAGAUGGGCAGGGUCAUUCUGCCAUAUCUGUUGACUAUACACUAAAACUUAUAACCUGCAGGGAACAACAAAAGAAGUUGUCAGACCUUGAGAUGGACCUGGCUGCAGCAAGACAGGAGGGUUUUGUUCCAAAGCAGUUGUCAAAAAUUGAUGGGACUCGAUCUAAGAAAAAUCUUUUAGCUGUCAUAGGAAUUAUUACAACGUUUGGCCGAGAAAAAAAUAGAGAUGCUAUUCGCAAGGCAUGGAUGCCAACUGGUGCAGCUCUGGAAAAGUUGGCUGAUGAAAAGGGCAUCAUUAUGCGAUUUGUAAUAGGAAGAAGUGCAAAUCGUGGAGACAGUCUGGACAAACAAAUUGACAACGAAAAUAGGCAGACCAACGAUUUCAUCAUUCUUGAUGGUCAAGUGGAAGCACCUGAGGAGCGUCCAAGAAAGAUGAAAUCAUUUUUUAUUCAUGCAGUAGAGAAUUGGGAUGCUGACUUUUAUGCUAAGGCCAAUGAUGAUGUGUAUGUUAACAUUGAUGCCCUGGGAGCAAUGCUAACUACACAUCUGAAUGAGCCUCGCCUUUAUAUUGGGUGUAUGAAAUCAGGCGAAGUUUUUUCUGAGCCGACCCACAAAUGGUAUGAACCAGACUGGUGGAAAUUCGGCGACAAAAAAUCAUACUUUCAACAUGCUUCAGGGGAGUUAUAUGUCAUUUCAAAAGCACUGGCUCAGUUCAUGUCAAUAAACAGAUCUAUUCUUCGUAUGUAUGCUCAUGAUGAUGUUAGCACUGGAUCAUGGUUUAUUGGGCUUGAUGUGAAGCACAUUAAUGAAGGGAAGUUUUGCUGCUCCUGGUCGUCAGGGGCUAUUUGUGCAGCUGUGUGACUUGAGUUGUCUCCAACAAUGAGUUAGCGAAACCAUUGGUACAUAUAGCAAGGGAAGACCAUUCUCAUCACACCAGAUGUGCUUUUGACGUGAAUUCAUGAAGUGAUAAGGAUUUUUUUUCUACCAAAAGUUUAUUCCGGCUGUCUCGAAGCAUGGAUUUCUUGAUUUGAGAGAUUUUGUGAGUACAGAUCCUAACCUCCUAAUCAGUAUUUUUCAAGAGGCCACACAUAGUUCUCAUCCUCAAAGGCUUUGAAAGAUUUUGUUCGAUCCUAUGCAUGAUGCCUUGUAAUCAACUCUAUUUUCCACCUCAUUUUUUUCAAGUUAUUUUUCGCAUUUUGAAGAUUUUCAGAGUAUUUUUGUCAAAAGUCAAGAAAUUUUGCACUCAAGCUGAGGAUUUAAUAUAUAUCAGGACAAUUGGAACUUGAGGGGGGAAAAAGAAAAAAGGUACCGUAUAUAUGCACAUGCAUGAGUAUGACUGCAUGUUUCCACUGGGAUCAUGCAUUCAAUCUUCAUAUAAAUAUUCCAUGUUCAUGUCCAGGUUUCUUGCUAUUGUAUUCCUGCUGUGCUGUGGAUAGCUCUGUUUGUUAAUGCAUUUUAGGAUGUGCUUUUUGUGUUUGGUUUGAUAAA
Molecule: messenger RNA, 1867 nt
Organism: Alnus glutinosa
Lineage: Eukaryota; Viridiplantae; Streptophyta; Magnoliopsida; Fagales; Betulaceae
Product: hydroxyproline O-galactosyltransferase HPGT1-like
Exons: 12
Coding region: 215-1240 (341 amino acids)
Cellular component (GO): Golgi membrane
Molecular function (GO): hexosyltransferase activity
Source: RefSeq, a predicted model, not a curated record